Messenger RNA from Dentiscutata heterogama, 2885 nucleotides. Lineage: Eukaryota; Fungi; Glomeromycota; Glomeromycetes; Diversisporales; Gigasporaceae. The record is from the annotation of a GenBank genome assembly.
UAUUUCAGCAAAUCGAAGUCGAUGAGUGCAUCGAUCCUAACUCUGCAUCCAGAUCGCCGAUGAUCCGUAUGUUUGGCUUGACAGAGGCAGGGAACAGUGUUUUAUGCUAUGUCAAAGGAUUUCUGCCUUAUUUUUACAUCCCAGCACCAAAUGGAUUUAAAAGUGGUGAUAUUGCUGAAUUCAAGUCUAGUCUCGAACUAGCUCUUCAGCAAGAAACUUCUUCAAGCGGGCGGGAAUUAUUGAAUAAGGUUGAAGUUAAACUUAAAGAAACCAUACAAGGAUAUCACGGAAAGCAAAAGUGCCCAUUUCUCAAACUUUCCUUUGUCGAUACAAAAAUAUUAAAUAUUGCUAGGCGUAUAAUUGAGGAUGGGAGUUUUACCUAUAAAGGUAGAGAAGCCGGAGAAAUAACAUUUGAAAGUAAUCUUAAAUAUGUUUUGCGAUUCAUGAUUGAUUGUAAGGUAACUGGGGCAAAUUGGAUCGAAUUGCCGCCAAAAUCUUAUCGAUUUUGUGCAGAGUAUGAAAGAUUUUCACACUGUCAGUUAGAAAUUAUUACUAGAUAUGAUCAAUUUAUUAGUCAUCCGCCCGAAGGGAAUUGGUUAAAAAUCGCUCCAUUACGCAUUUUGAGUUUUGACAUUGAAUGUGCUGGACGCAAAGGAAUAUUUCCUGAGGCGGCACAAGAUCCUGUGAUUCAAAUUGCCAACAUGGUCACAAUUCAAGGUGAAAAGAACCCCUUCGUUAGAAAUGUCUUUACGUUAAAUUCAUGUGCACCAAUUGUUGCGACAGACGUUUUAGAAUAUUAUGACGAAGGUAAUAUGCUACAAGCCUGGUGCGACUUUGUUGUUGAGGCUGACCCUGAUGUUAUAAUCGGAUAUAAUAUCGCGAAUUUUGAUUUACCGUAUCUAAUUGAUAGAGCUGCUCAUUUGAAAGUUACAAAAUUCCCGUAUUUUGGUACUAGAGUUGAAGUCAGGGAUACUAGAUUUUCUUCGAAAGCAAUUCAAUUAGAUAUGCUACAGGUUAUGCAACGUGACUACAAGCUUAGGUCAUAUACCCUUAAUUCAGUCUGUGCUCAUUUUCUAGGCGAACAAAAAGAAGAUGUCCACCAUUCUAUCAUCACAGAUUUACACAACGGGAACCCUGAAACACGACGUCGUUUAGCAAUUUAUUGCUUGAAGGAUGCAUACCUGCCUCAACGACUUAUGGAUAAGCUCAUGUGUCUGAUUAAUUACUUGGAAAUGGCCCGUGUGACCGGUGUACCUUUCAACUAUCUUUUAUCACGUGGUCAGCAAAUUAAAGUUAUUUCGCAAUUGUAUAGAAAGGCAAUUGAACAAGACUUUGUUAUACCCGUUCGAAAAAACGUAGAAGGGACCGAUGAACCAUUUGAAGGUGCAACUGUAAUUGAUCCAGAAAAAGGAUUUUAUAAUGUUCCAAUCGCAACCCUUGAUUUUAGUUCAUUGUAUCCAUCAAUUAUGAUGGCGCACAAUCUUUGCUAUACGACGUUGGUAGAUCAAAGGGAAAUAGAAAAUUUAAAAUUAAAGAAUGACAGUGACUACAUAAUUACGCCAUAUCAGUCAGCUCGGUUCGUGAAAGCAGAAGUUCGAAAGGGUCUUUUACCAUCUAUUCUUGAAGAUUUGCUUUCUGCACGUAAAAAAGCAAAAGCUGAUCUCAAAAAAGAGACGGAUCCCUUUAAAAGAGCAGUUUUAGAUGGGCGUCAAUUAGCUUUAAAGAUUAGCGCAAACUCAGUUUAUGGCUUUACUGGUGCAUCAGCAGGUCAAAUGCCUUGCCUUGAAAUAUCAGCAAGUGUCACAGCGUACGGACGCCAAAUGAUUGAACAAACCAAGCGAGAAGUAGAAAGUCGAUUUACUAUUGAAAACGGCUAUAAACAUGAUGCUCAAGUUAUUUACGGUGAUACCGAUUCUGUCAUGGUUAAAUUCGGUGUGGACAAUUUAGUUGAAUCUAUGAAACUUGGUCAAGAAGCGGCUGAAUAUGUCACAGGGAAAUUUCUAAGGCCAAUAAAGUUAGAAUUCGAAAAAGUAUAUUUUCCAUAUUUGUUAAUCAACAAAAAACGAUAUGCUGGCCUAUAUUGGACAAAUUCUGAAAAGUGGGAUAAAUUAGACACCAAAGGCAUUGAGACAGUUAGACGUGAUAACUGUCUACUUGUUCAGAAUGUAAUCGAAACAUGCUUAAGAAAAGUGUUAAUUGAUCGAGACGUUUCUGGGGCUGUGGCGUAUGCAAAGAAAAUCAUUUCUGAUUUGCUUCAAAACAAAAUUGAUAUGUCUCAACUUGUGAUAACCAAAGCUUUAAGUAAAUCCGACUAUUCUGCUAAACAACCGCAUGUAGAAUUAGCUGAACGUAUGCGUAAACGUGAUCCAGGUUCUGCACCAACACUAGGAGACCGCGUGGCUUAUGUUAUUAUAAAGGGCACUAAAGGCGCAGCCGCUUACGAAAAGUCAGAAGAUCCAAUAUAUGUGUUAGAAAAUAACAUACCAAUUGACACUAGUGACAAAGCAGAAUCUCUACUGUCUGGUGAUCAUACACGCGUCGUUCAACAUACAACACCGACAAUUGGUGGCCUAAUGAAAUUUGCAGUUAUAGUUCCAACAUGCUUGGGUUGUAAAGUUCCUUUAACAAAAGAUGCAGGUACGGUGGUAUGUCGCCAUUGCAAGCCGAAGUUAGGUGAAUUAUAUCAGAAACAAUUGGCUACUGUUAAUGAAUUCGAAACCCGUUUUGCCCGGUUGUGGACUCAAUGUCAAAGGUGUCAAGGAAGUUUACAUCAAGACGUUCUGUGCAGUUCUAGAGAUUGUCCUAUUUGGUAUAUGAGAAAAAAGGCUCAAAAAGAUGUACAAGAUGCAUCUUCAGUCCUUGAAAAGUUUAAUUGUGAAUGGUAA